UUCUCUCUCUCUCUCUCUACUUUUGUGUUUGUCUAUCUAUUUACACCAUGGCAGAUGCUCUGAAUGAAGAACAAAUUGUUGAGAUCAAAGAAGCCUUUGGGUUGUUUGACAAAGAUGGAGAUGGGUGCAUUACUGUGGAAGAACUGGCCACGGUUAUCCGGUCAUUGGAUCAGAACCCCACAGAAGAAGAGCUCCAAGAUAUGAUAAAUGAGGUCGAUGCAGAUGGCAAUGGAACCAUAGAAUUUGUUGAGUUCUUGAACUUAAUGGCCAAGAAAAUGAAAGAGACUGAUGCAGAGGAAGAUCUCAAAGAGGCUUUCAAGGUUUUUGACAAAGAUCAAAAUGGUUAUAUUUCAGCUAGUGAGUUGAGACAUGUAAUGAUCAAUCUGGGUGAAAAACUAACUGAUGAGGAGGUGGAGCAGAUGAUUAAAGAAGCAGAUUUGGAUGGUGAUGGUCAAGUUAACUAUGAUGAAUUCGUCAAGCUGAUGAUGAACAUUGGAUGAAACUCUCAACCAACACAUAUUUGUUAUUCAAAUUCAUUUGGCUCUCAAUUUCAUUCCCUCACAAGAAAUAAGUGUUCCUAUUAUUGUUUGUUGUAUUUUUUUACUUGUAGCCAAUGAUGUGAAUGACCAACAUUAGAGUGACAUCUCAGCCACACCACCAUUUGAUUUGUUCAACUCCAACCCAUAAUUAUUCAAUUAAUUCUAGUUCAGUAUAAUAAUGUGCUCUAGUUGGAAAA
Gastrolobium bilobum is the source of this 736-nucleotide messenger RNA. RefSeq names its product calmodulin-like protein 8. The transcript is spliced from 4 exons. Lineage: Eukaryota; Viridiplantae; Streptophyta; Magnoliopsida; Fabales; Fabaceae. Gene Ontology annotation, molecular function: calcium ion binding; enzyme regulator activity. The record is from RefSeq and is a predicted model, not a curated record. Bases 48 to 500 code for a protein of 150 amino acids.